AUGAUCUAUCACUAUCCAACUCAAAAGGCGCCUCUUAAAAUCCUACAGUUAAAUGUAGGGCACGCGCCAGAUGCACAUGAAAUAGCUCUCACAUUGGCAUACACAAGCGACAUUGAUAUUAUCCUAAUCCAAGAACCAUAUAUAUUCAAAGAUCUUAGCCAACAGAUCACAAAAAAACACCCAUUAUAUGAAUGCUUCUCCCCAACUGACAGUUGGGCGAUAAGUGGCCGACCACGAGUUCUCACCUAUGUUCGAAAGAAGAAGGGCAUUUGGACCUCCCAGCUGCGCCCCUUCACAACUGACACCAAAGAGGCCUCGGAUCUCCUAUUCCUACAGAUUUUUUCGCCCACAGGAAAGUCCGCUCUGAUAGUUAACAUCUAUAAUGCCCCAGCAGGCUCCAUCAGAGCAGGCGAAGCCGCGAAAGCUCUUGCAACCCUGCCAGAGGCAUAUUUCCCUCAAGCAACGAUACUCGCAGGCGAUCUCAACCUACUACACAACAGGUGGCAGCCCUCGCUACAUCGCAGCCCCACACCUUCUGCAGAGCCGUUCAUUAACUGGCUGGACCUCCAGGGUCUAAUGCANNNUCACCCAAAAUACUUUCGACAUGCAAUCUUAGCAAUUAUCCAGAAACCAAAAAAGACUGAUUGGUCUUCACCUAGAUCAUACAGACCAAUCGCUCUCCUAUCAGUACUUAGCAAAGGACUGGAGCGCUUGGUGGCACAGAAUAUGGCAUGGAUCUCUAUACACUACAAAGUAUUAGCAAGGCAACAGUUUGGGGCUCUCCCACUAAGAUCUGCAAAUGAUCUAACCACAUGCCUAACAUAUGAUGUUGAACAAGCACUAAAUCAAGGCAUGACUGCCUCACUCCUUACCCUAGAUGUCAAAGGCGCUUUUGAUGCCGUGCUUCCCGGCAGACUCAUCCGCAGAUUACGUGAGCAGGGCUGGCCCACUAAUCUUGUUCUCUGGAUUGCCUCCUUUGCUACUGGGCGAUCAGUCCAGAUCCGACUUGAUGGAGAGAUUGGCCCCUCAAUAGACAUUGCCUGCGGUCUCCCACAAGGAUCCCCAGUAUCUGGCAUUCUUUUCAUGCUCUACAUAGCGCCCCUAUUCUGUCUAGGAAACCCAAGGAACAGAUUUAGUUACGCAGACGACGCAGCUAACCUGGCAAUCUCAACAUCUCUUGCUACUAACUGCGAAGCAUUAUCAGACUCACUACAAGAAGCUCUAAACUGGGGCGCUGCAGAGGGCAUUACAUUUGCACCAGAUAAAUACGAGCUUCUUCACUUCUCCCGACAUAAAGCAGACCAGGACCCAACCUGCACACCUUCAGUAAAAGCUGGAUCUAUCAUAAUCUCAGAAAAUACUAAACGGCUAUAUCUACGCUGGCUAGGAAUCCUCUUUGACAAAAAGCUAACAUUUAAAUGGUAUGUUGGUGAAACAGCAUCUAAAGCUCUCACUGUGGCUAAUGCCCUUCGCUCUCUAGAAAAUACUAUCCGUGGAGUCAAACCUUAUUUACUACAGCAGGCUGUAUCAGCCUGUGUACUCCAUAAAGCAUACUAUGGCGCAGAAACCUGGUGGCCAGGAUGUACUCGCCCUGGAUCUUCCUAA
This is a messenger RNA of Talaromyces stipitatus ATCC 10500, 1605 nucleotides long. Its product is annotated as transposon I factor, putative. NCBI's taxonomy places the organism in Eukaryota, Fungi, Ascomycota, Eurotiomycetes, Eurotiales, Trichocomaceae. The coding region runs from base 1 to 1605 and encodes 534 amino acids. The record is from RefSeq and is a predicted model, not a curated record. The transcript has 3 exons.